This is a messenger RNA of Triticum urartu, 844 nucleotides long. RefSeq names its product mitochondrial import inner membrane translocase subunit PAM16 like 2-like. Gene Ontology annotation, biological process: protein import into mitochondrial matrix. The record is from RefSeq and is a predicted model, not a curated record. NCBI's taxonomy places the organism in Eukaryota, Viridiplantae, Streptophyta, Magnoliopsida, Poales, Poaceae. Gene Ontology annotation, cellular component: TIM23 mitochondrial import inner membrane translocase complex.
UACGUGCAGAAAAAGAAACUGUGCUUCCGCGGAUGCCUCGCAUAGUCGCAUCUUCCGGAGCUUUCAUUCCUCCUCCCGAUACGAAUCGCCGGCCCAGCGCGAACCGAUCCAGACGCGAAUUGGUGAGAAGCCGAGGAAAAGAAAAAUCCUUUCUCCUCCCUCCCUCCCGCAGCUGCGAAUCUCCUCCGGCGCGGCCUCCUUCCUCGGAUCGAUCGCAUCUACUGCGAACGACCAGCCAUGGCCGGGAAGCUAAUUGCAAACCUUAUUGUCAUGGGCUCUGGGAUUAUAGGAAGAGCUAUGCUUCAGGCAUACCGAAAAGCACUUGAAAAUGCAAAUAAAACUGGUGUGGCCCAUGAAGCAAUCAACAAUAUCCGUAGGGCCAGCAAGACAAUGACCGAGCAAGAAGCGAGGCAGAUAUUGGGUGUGACUGAGCAGUCGACAUGGGAAGAGAUUGCACAGCGGUAUGACAAGCUAUUCGAGAGAAAUGCGACAUCUGGGAGCUUUUACCUCCAAUCCAAGGUUCACCGGGCCAAGGAGUGCCUAGAAAAUGUGUACCAAAAGAACAAGCAAGAUGGAACUCGGACCUGAAAUUCGCAUCUUUAGAAUCCACUGCCUAGAUACUGUUACUAUACUCCCUUUGUAUCAAAAAAAAAAACGUCUUAUAUUUUGAUACAGAGGGAGUAUAUUCUUUCCUCCCUCUUGAGAAUGUACAUACCAACAAUGGUUGCUUCUGUUGUAUCAUCAAUAAAAAUUGAGCGCAGCGACGGUGAGCUCUUUAGAGAACUAAUUGUAAGCCAUCACUGAAUUCUUGUAUGGCAUUCAGCAUGAAAUUUUGUUGUUUUCA